AUGAAGAGGCAGGCCGCGAGAGAGACGAGCCCGUCCAGGGCCAUCGCCAAGCGGCUGCGAGAGAGGGAGAGAGACCGAGACAGCACCCGGAGAGAGGAGCUGCCGCCGCCACCGCUGGCUCUGCUGCUGGCGGAGAGCCGUGCUUACCACCGCCACCGCAGCAGGAGCAGAGAGCGAGAGAAGCCGCGGUUGAGGGAGGAGCGAGCCGCCGCAGCGGAGCUGCACCACCGCCAUGAGCUCAGCCUCCUGGGCAGACCCCCGCUCCGGACCACCGCCGCAGAGCUGCCCGUCGCUAGACCCGCCACGCUGGAGUAUAAGACCCUGCUCAUCAGUAACCUGGGCGCGCAGGUGUCGGACGAGGACGUGGAGGAUACGCUGUUCCACGAGUUCAAAAAGUUCGGGGACGUGAGCGUGAAGCUGUCGCACACACCGGAGCUCGGGAGGAUCGCGUAUGUGAACUUCCGUCACCCAGAGGAUGCGAAGGGCGCCAGACACGCCAAGUCCUCCAGGCUGAUGCUGGGGGACCGGCAGCUAAAGAUUGAACCUAUGUACGUGAGGAAGAGAAGCGUGACCCCCCCGGAGGUGAGCUACCUCCCCCUGCACGCCCCGUACCCAUACAGACAGCGCUCGCUCUCACCUCCCGCUGCGGGCGUGAGCAGCAUGAGAGACCUCCGAGCCAGACACUACGCUUUAGAGACUUUAGGGCUGAGCAGAGAGCGCGAGAGGCUUCUGGAUUACUAUGGCAUGUUGGAUGAGAGGGGCCGGCCCUAUGGUCUGCCCCAGAUGCCAGUGGUGGAGGACUUGAAGCCAGAGGACGACCAGCGAGCCACCAGUAACCUUUUUAUUGGAAAUUUAGACGGAAACGUCACUGAGGCCGAGUUAAGACGAGGGUUUGACAAAUAUGGAAUUAUUGAAGACGUUGUAAUAAAACGACCUGCACGAGGUCAAGGCGGAGCAUAUGCUUUUGUCAAGUUUCAGAACCUGGACAUGGCCCAUCGAGCCAAAGUGGCCAUGCAGGGGCGGCUAAUCGGAGGUAACCCUAUCAAGAUUGGUUAUGGAAAAGCUAACCCCACCACCAGACUCUGGGUGGGAGGUCUGGGUCCCAGUAACUCGCUCGCUGCUCUGGCCCGAGAGUUUGAUCGGUUUGGGAGCAUUAGGAACAUAGACUAUGUUAAAGGGGACAGUUUUGCUUAUAUUCAGUAUGAGAGUUUGGAUGCUGCUCAGGCUGCAUGCACACAGAUGAGGGGGUUCCCACUGGGAGGUCCUGAGCGUCGCCUCAGAGUUGACUUUGCGAAGGUGGAGGAGAGUCCGUCACGUCCGUUUCCAGCCGGCUAUCAGCCUGCGGUUGCGCUCCCUUCCCACUACGAGCUGCUGGGAGAGGCCUACAGCCGCCACCGCAGCCUGGAGAGAGAGUUACGGGGCAGUAGAGACCGGUCCUCUCCCCCUGCUCACGGACUCCUGUCCCAGAGGGAGCGGGACAGGGUGCUUCUGGAGCGAGACUUCCCCAGUAGCCCCACACGCAGCCUGGAGAGGAGAGCCGAGGCAUUUGGCAGGAGGAGGAGUCGAAGCCGCAGCCGCGAACGCUGGCUUAAGGAACGUGAGGAGAGGAGGAACCGCAGGAGGAGCAGAAGCCUUUCCCCCGAUCGACCGACAGAAGAGCGGGAGCGAGAGAAGGACAGGGGCAGGUCCAGGCUGCGGGGGCAGGGGGGCAUGCUGUCUCCUGAUGCAAGCCCUGACAGAGCGCGGGUUAGGGCCCCAGACUCCACCACUGAACCCAGGGACCACUCCCCAGACAUGACCAGAGCAGGUCACUCCGUUGGUAACGAUGACGAUGCGCCCUCUAUCCGCCACCACAGCAAACGAACGUCCAGCGAGCUCAGUAACCACCACCAUCGCUCCAGCGAGUCCACGACCUCCCCCGCUCGCCACACUGACACUCACGCCUUACCCACUACGCUCUCUGACUUUGCACAGGCCACACUCGCCAAAAUGUGGCACGGAUUUUUUGCCCUAAAGAACAGCAGCUUUCCCACAAACCUGUACAUGUUGGAGGGAGGGGCCUCGUUCUUUAACAACAUUAUGAAGGACACCCUGAAGCAGCAGAGCCAGAAGCAGCACAGUCAGCUAAAGAUCGCCCAGCGCCUGCGCAUGGACCAGACCCGUUUGGAUGAAGUGUCCCGCCGCAUUAAGCUGGGGCGUCCUGAUGGUUUUGCCGUGCUCCUUGCUCUCCAGGGCCCCGUGGACCGCCAGGCCGUGGCCCCCGAGCCUGGCCUACAAGUGCGCCUCCUACGCCACCUGGUCACAUACCUGCGGAACAAGGAGGCGGCUGGAGUGGUGAGUCUGCCGGCGGCGGAGGGCAGCACGGGCGCCAUGCUCUACGCCUUUCCUCCUGGAGACUUCUCUCAACAGUUUCUGCAGACGGCCAAAAGGACUGUGGGGGGUUUGGAGGAGGAGCACAUGGUCAUUGUCAUCGUCAGUGACACUAACUGA
This is a messenger RNA of Knipowitschia caucasica, 2490 nucleotides long. The record is from the annotation of a GenBank genome assembly. NCBI's taxonomy places the organism in Eukaryota, Metazoa, Chordata, Actinopteri, Gobiiformes, Gobiidae.